ACUCCUGGUGCUGCUUGUGUGCUCGUUCGGUGCGGACCUGGUACCUCUUUUGUGAAGCGGCAGCUGAGGAGACUCCGGCGCUCGCCAUGGCCGACGAAAAGCCCAAGGAAGGAGUCAAGACUGAGAACAAUGAUCAUAUUAAUUUGAAGGUGGCGGGGCAGGAUGGUUCUGUGGUGCAGUUUAAGAUUAAGAGGCAUACACCACUUAGUAAACUAAUGAAAGCCUAUUGUGAACGACAGGGUUUGUCAAUGAGGCAGAUCAGAUUCCGAUUUGAUGGGCAGCCAAUCAAUGAAACAGACACACCUGUACAGUUGGAAAUGGAGGAUGAAGAUAAAAUUGAUGUGUUCCAGCAGCAGACAGAAGGUGUCUACUAGAAAGGGAACCUGCUACUUUACUCCAGAACUCUGUUCCUCCAGACCAAGAAGACAUUCUCAAUUAGAAAGCCGCAAUUUGGUUCCACCACAUCCUGACUACUACAGUAUAGUUUUCUCUAUUCUUUCAUUUUCCCCUUCCCCAUUCCUUUAUUGUACAUAAAGUAACUGUGUAUGUGCACAA
Neogale vison (American mink) is the source of this 555-nucleotide messenger RNA. Its product is annotated as small ubiquitin-related modifier 2-like. The transcript has a single exon. NCBI's taxonomy places the organism in Eukaryota, Metazoa, Chordata, Mammalia, Carnivora, Mustelidae. Gene Ontology annotation, molecular function: ubiquitin-like protein ligase binding; protein tag activity. Gene Ontology annotation, biological process: protein sumoylation. The record is from RefSeq and is a predicted model, not a curated record. Gene Ontology annotation, cellular component: nucleus. The coding region runs from base 87 to 374 and encodes 95 amino acids.